Molecule: messenger RNA, 1950 nt
Organism: Pseudomyrmex gracilis
Lineage: Eukaryota; Metazoa; Arthropoda; Insecta; Hymenoptera; Formicidae
Product: fatty acid synthase-like
Exons: 7
Biological process (GO): fatty acid biosynthetic process
Molecular function (GO): 3-oxoacyl-[acyl-carrier-protein] synthase activity; fatty acid synthase activity
Source: RefSeq, a predicted model, not a curated record
AUGAAGAUACAUAAAUCAGUAUGCUAUGACAUUGUAUCACUAUGCUAUGACAUUGUAUCAUCUGUUAUAGAACAUUCGGAAGUACCACAACGUAUGGGAGUGAUUAAUAAUUUAAACAAAUUUGAUGCGGACUUUUUCAAUAUGUGUGAUAUNCAAGCUAAUGCAACUGAUCCAUCACUUAGAAGAUUAUUGGAGCAUAUUUAUGAAGCAAUUAUUGACGCAGGGAUUAAUCCAAUGCAACUACGAGGAAAAAAUAUUGCUACAAUCGUAGGACUAUCUAUUUUUGAGUCGCAAGAGAUGCUUAUGUAUCGAGACCUGCAGAUUGGUGGUAUGAAUAUUGUUGGCUCUUNUAGAGUUGCAAUGGCAAAUUUAGUUUCCUAUAUGCUGGAUCUGAAAGGACCAUCUCAAAUAGUUGAUAGCGCUUGUAGCUCUAGUCUUCAUGCUAUAGCAAUUGCUUAUUACUACAUCAUAUCUGGUAAAUGUGAAGAAGCUAUUGUUGCUUCUGGAAAUUUGUGUCUACAUCCGACAACGACUAUGCAAUUUUUUCGUCUUGGUGUUUUGUCAUCAACAGGUUAUUGCAGACCGUUUGAUGUAAACGCAAAUGGUUAUACUCGUAGUGAGACUGUAUCGGUAUUAUAUCUUCAAAAGGCAAAAAACGCGAAAAGAAUUCAUGCUUUAUGCAAACAUGUUAAACUGAACAGCGAUGGAUUCAAAGAAGAAGGAAUAACAUACCCAUCGGAACGUAUGCAAACACAAUUAUUAACUGAGUUUUAUCAAGAGUGCGAGAUAUCGCCAACUAAUGUGGAAUACGUUGAAGCACAUGGUACUGGCACGAAAGUUGGUGAUCCGCCAGAAAUUAAUGCUCUCUUUAAUGUUUUCUGUAAAGAAAGAAAGACUCCGUUGUUAAUUGGAUCUAUAAAAUCCAGUCUUGGUCAUGCUGAACCAGCCAGCGGUAUGAAUCAAAUCGCCAAGGCGAUAAUCGCAAUGGAAACUGGCUUUAUUCCGCCAAUGAUCCACUUUACAUCACCACGACAGGACAUAGAAUCUUUCAGAAAUGGAACUAUACGUGUUGUCACGGAAUCAACGCGUCUUACAAACGGUUACAUAGCCAUAAACUCGUUCGGAUUUGGAGGAGCCAAUAGUCACUUACUAUUAAAGUGGAACCCUAAAAGAAAGAUCAAUAAUAGUACACCAAAUGAUGAUUUGCCGAGACUUGUCACUAUAUCUGGAAGGACUGAAGAAUCAGUGCAUUCGUUUUUGGAAGACAUCGCAAACUAUCCGUUAGACGUGGAGUAUAUUCGAUUACUGCAUGACGUUUAUGCUUNUAAUAUAGACAAUAAUUUAUGGAGAGGAUAUAUUGUACUCAAUAAAAUGCAACAAUGUUUGAUAAAAGAAAUUCAGACUUAUACAAAUGUUAAAAGACCUAUUUGGUUUAUAUUUUCUGGAGUGGGUUCACAAUGGUUUAAUCUAGGUCAGCAUUUACUAAAAUUUUCUAUCUUUGCACAUAGUAUGGAAAUAUGCGAUAAUGUUUUAAAACCAUAUAAUAUAAGCGUAACUUCCAUCAUGACAAUAAUAGACGAAAAGAUAGACAAAAGCCCUUUGAACACAUUGAUUUNUAUCGUUGCAAUACAGAUCGGAUUAGUAGAUCUUNUAACGGCUUUGGGACUUAUUCCGGAUAACAUGAUUGGAUAUUCUAUUGGAGAACUUGGAUGCGCUUACGCAGAUAAGUGCCUCACUAUUGAACAAACUAUUCUAUCAGCGUACUUGAUUGCUUCGGCAUGUGUCGAAAACAUUGUGCCUUGCGGAUCCAUGGCCACUGUUAAUCUCGAUUACGAAACUCUCAAAAAUAUAUGUCCAGCAGAUAUUGAAAUUGUAUGCCGCAACAGUCGNAAAAGCAAUGUUAUAAGUGGACCCACAGAAUGUAUGCACGUGUUUAUGAAAAAAUUACAA